GUCAACGUCCGGUGAGGGGGCAGGACUUCCUUAUUGGUUGCUAAGACACUCUUGUUUGCUCCUUGACAACUCUGGCGGGGGUGCGCUAGCUGCAGCCCGGCUCCGGCCCCGCGGGAGCAGCACCCCUUGGGGAAAGACAUUCUCUGCUCCCACCAAGUUGGCAGGACCUGCUUCCCAGAUCUCCCGGGUGUCUUAAUUGCCAGUCCCAGCACCUCCUGAAAGCCCCACUCUCUUCUCACUGAUCACAGUGGAAGGAUCAUGGGAGAAACAGAAGGGAAGAAAGAUGAGGCUGACUAUAAGCGGCUGCAGACCUUCCCUCUGGUCAGGCACUCGGACAUGCCAGAAGAGAUGCGAGUGGAAACCAUGGAGCUUUGUGUCACAGCCUGUGAGAAAUUCUCCAACAACAACGAGAGUGCUGCCAAGAUGAUCAAAGAGACCAUGGACAAGAAGUUCGGCUCCUCUUGGCAUGUGGUGAUCGGCGAAGGCUUUGGGUUUGAGAUCACACACGAGGUGAAGAACCUCCUCUACUUGUACUUCGGGGGGACCCUCGCUGUGUGUGUCUGGAAGUGCUCCUGACACCGUCCCUCGCCUGGCCCCUGCCCCCCAGGUCCCUACAGGGCCUUUGCUACCUCUCAUCUUGGAGAGUGGGCAGUUCCAGACAGGCCCUGGUGUUCCUGGGGAGUCUGGGGUCUUUUCUUUUGUCCUGUGUACCCGUUUCCUGAGCCGUGCCCAGUGUGUGACGUCAUUGACAUGUCCAGCCCCAGGCUCCUGGACGCCUCGCUCUGAAUCCCAGAGUGUGAAGGGGGCAGCAGGUUGUGGUCUCUACGUGGGAAGGGAUGAGAGGUGGCACAGGGUAGACGGAGGUAGGGGCACAGCCCUUUUCUCACGGGGUCAUGUCCACCCCAUUUCUUUGAUGGCUGCUCCACCUUAACAGCCCAGGAGCCCCACCUGCCCACCCCUAGCACUUCUGGCGAGGGGCUGCUGUCCUCGUCUAUGUCCCAACCAUGUGCAAAUGGCCCCAAGAAGGAGCCUCUGCUCUCAAGGGUUACUGGCCUCUCCUGCUCCAGCCUGCACCCAGGAAGAGCAAACCACUACAUCUCACUGGGCCAGCAGCCCUCGGCCCCAGCUGUGACAGGACCAGCCUGCCUCCCUCCCUGCUGCCAGGUGAACCUUGUAUUCUGCCUCUCCUCUCCAGUGCAGCUGAGGAUGGGUGGCUGAGAGUGUGGGGACCACCACGGAGCAGGCUCGGUGAGGCACGGGGGGCCUGGAGUGCUCUCACCAUAGGCCUGCUUGCGCAGGGAAACCUGGUCGGCCAGUUACUUCUCAUCAGGGACCGCAUGCUGAUUUGUACUUCUUAUCUCUGCUGGAUUUUCUAUCUUCUUUUUGAGUGUGGGGAGAAGGGUUUUAGUAGAAGGGUGAAUCCUAUUUUACACAGCGGUCUUAUUUAUAUGAAUGUCUUGGUUUUUACAAUUAAAAUGGCCAAAAGUUGA
Molecule: messenger RNA, 1490 nt
Organism: Erinaceus europaeus (western European hedgehog)
Lineage: Eukaryota; Metazoa; Chordata; Mammalia; Eulipotyphla; Erinaceidae
Gene: DNAL4
Product: dynein axonemal light chain 4
Exons: 4
Coding region: 259-576 (105 amino acids)
Biological process (GO): microtubule-based process
Cellular component (GO): dynein complex
Molecular function (GO): dynein intermediate chain binding; dynein light intermediate chain binding
Source: RefSeq, a predicted model, not a curated record